Messenger RNA from Nyctereutes procyonoides (raccoon dog), 3217 nucleotides. RefSeq names its product myosin IG (gene MYO1G). Bases 99 to 3140 code for a protein of 1013 amino acids. The record is from RefSeq and is a predicted model, not a curated record. Lineage: Eukaryota; Metazoa; Chordata; Mammalia; Carnivora; Canidae. Gene Ontology annotation, biological process: actin filament organization; vesicle transport along actin filament. Gene Ontology annotation, molecular function: ATP binding; actin filament binding; microfilament motor activity. The transcript has 22 exons. Gene Ontology annotation, cellular component: vesicle; myosin complex; actin cytoskeleton.
CGUGCUGAAGACUGAGCCUGCUCAGCAGCAGAGCACCCUCCCCUCUGCCCUUCUGCACGGAUAGAUCUCAGCAGCCUGACCUGGGGCCCACUGGCAGGAUGGACGAGGAAGGCCCAGAGUGCGGCAAACCUGACUUUGUGCUCCUGGACCAGGUGACUAUGGAGGACUUCAUGGAGAACCUAAAGCUCAGGUUCGAGAAGGGCCGCAUCUACACCUACAUUGGCGAAGUGCUGGUGUCCAUGAACCCCUACCAGGAGCUGCCCCUGUAUGGGCCUGAGGCCAUCGCCAAGUACCAGGGCCGUGAGCUCUACGAGCGGCCACCACACCUCUAUGCCGUGGCCAAUGCUGCCUACAGGGCAAUGAAGCGCCGCUCCAGGGACACCUGCAUUGUCAUCUCAGGGGAGAGUGGGGCAGGGAAGACAGAAGCCAGCAAGCACAUCAUGCAGUAUAUCGCUGCCGUCACCAACCCCAGCCAGAGGGCCGAGGUGGACAGGGUUAAGGACGUGCUGCUCAAGUCCACGUGCGUGCUGGAGGCAUUUGGGAAUGCGCGCACCAACCGCAACCACAACUCCAGCCGCUUUGGCAAGUACAUGGACAUCAACUUUGACUUUAAAGGUGACCCCAUCGGGGGGCACAUCCACAGCUACUUGCUAGAGAAGUCUCGAGUCCUCAAGCAGCAUGUGGGUGAACGGAACUUCCAUGCCUUCUACCAGGUGCUGCGGGGCUGCGAGGACGCUGAGCUCCAGGACCUGCACCUGCAGAGGAACCCCGCCCUGUACAACUUCACUCGGCAGGGUGCGGGGCUCAGUGCUCUGGAGAGCGACGAGAAGAGCCACUACCUGGAAGUGAUGGAAGCCAUGAGGGUGAUCGGCUUCAGCCCUGAGGAGGUGGGCUCCGUGCAUCGGAUCCUGGCGGCUAUACUGCACCUGGGAAACGUUGAGUUUGUGGAGACGGAGGCGGCCGGCCUGCAGCAGGGGCACCUGGCGGUGGCUGAGGAGGUGCUGGUGGACCACGUGGCCGAGCUGACGGCCACGCCCCGGGAGCUGGUGCUGCGCUGCCUGCUGUCUCGCACUGUGGCCUCGGGAGGCAGGGAGCUCAUAGAGAAGGGCCACACUGCAGCUGAGGCCAGCUAUGCCCGGGAUGCCUGUGCAAAGGCUGUGUACCAGCGGCUGUUUGAGUGGGUGGUGAACCGGAUCAACUGUGUCAUGGAAGCCCGGGGCCGGGACCCCCGGCGAGAUGGCAAGGACACAGUUAUCGGCGUGCUGGACAUCUACGGCUUCGAGGUGUUCCCUGUCAACAGCUUUGAGCAGUUCUGUAUCAACUACUGCAAUGAGAAGCUGCAGCAGCUCUUCAUCCAGCUCAUCCUGAAGCAGGAGCAAGAGGAGUACGAGCGGGAGGGCAUCGCCUGGCAGAACGUGGACUACUUCAACAACGCCACCAUUGUGGACCUGGUGGAGCGGCCCCACCGGGGCGUGCUGGCCGUGCUGGACGAGGCCUGCAGUGCCGCGGGCACCAUCACCGACCGCAUCUUCUUACAAAGCCUGGACACGCACCACCGCCACCACCCGCACUACAGCAGCCGCCAGCUCUGCCCCACGGACAAGACCAUGGAGUUUGGCCGAGACUUCCGGAUCAAGCACUAUGCAGGGGAUGUCACGUACUCAGUGGAGGGCUUUAUCGACAAGAACAGAGACCACCUCUUCCAAGACUUCAAGCGGCUGCUCUACAACAGCUCCGACCCCACCCUGCGGACCAUGUGGCCAGAUGGCCAACAGGACAUCACAGAAGUGACAAAGCGCCCGCUGACCGCUGGCACUCUCUUCAAGAACUCCAUGGUGGCCCUAGUGGAAAACCUGGCCUCCAAGGAGCCCUUCUAUGUACGCUGCAUCAAGCCCAAUGAGGACAAGGUGGCUGGCAGGCUGGACGAGGACCACUGUCGCCAUCAGGUUUCAUACCUGGGGCUGCUGGAGAAUGUGCGGGUCCGGAGGGCCGGCUUUGCUUCCCGCCAGCCCUACCCUCGAUUCCUGCUCAGGUACAAGAUGACCUGUGAAUACACAUGGCCCAAUCACCUGCUGGGCUCAGACAGGGCAGCUGUGAGUGCCCUCCUGGAGCAACAUGGGCUACUAGGGGAUGUGGCCUUUGGCCACAGCAAGCUCUUCAUCCGCUCACCCCAGACUUUGGUCACGCUGGAGCAGAGCCGUGCUCGCCUGAUCCCCAUCAUUGUGCUGCUGCUGCAGAAGGCCUGGCGGGGCACUCUGGCGAGGUGGCGCUGCCGGCGACUGCGGGCCGUCUACACCAUCAUGCGCUGGUUCCGAAGGCACAAGGUACGUGCUCACCUGGCUGAGCUGCAGCGGCGGUUCCAGGCGGCAAGGCAGCCCCCCCUCUACGGCAGAGACCUGGUCUGGCCACCGCCUCCUGCUGUGCUGCAGCCUUUCCAGGACACCUGCCACGUGCUGUUCUGCAGGUGGCGGGCCCGGCAGCUGGUGAAGAAUAUCCCACCUUCAGACAUGGCCCAGAUCAAGGCCAAGGUGGCUGCCAUGGGGGUCCUGCAGGAGCUGCGACAAGACUGGGGCUGCCGGCGAGCCUGGGUCAGGGACUACUUGUCCUCUGCCACUGACAACCCCACAGCCUCAGGCCUGUUCGCUGAGCGACUGAAGGCACUCCGGGAGAAGGACUGCUUCGGCGCCGUGCUCUUCUCCAGCCACGUUCGGAAGGUGAAUCGCUUCCACAAGAGCCGGGACCGCGCGCUGCUGCUCACUGACCGGCACCUUUACAAGCUGGACCCGGGCCGGCAGUACCGGGUGAUGCGGGCUGUGCCCCUGGAGGCGGUGACCGGGCUGAGUGUGACCAGUGGGCGGGACCAGCUGGUCGUGCUGCACGCGCGGGGCCAGGAUGACCUGGUGGUGUGUCUGCACCGCUCCCGGCCGCCGCUGGACAACCGCGUGGGGGAGCUGGUGGGCGUGCUGGCCGCCUACUGCCAGGGGACGGGGAGGGCCCUGGAGGUCCGCGUCUCCGACUGCAUCCCCCUGAGCCAGCGCGGGACCAGGCGCCUGGUCUCCGUGGAACCCAAGCCCGAGCAGCCCGAACCGGAAUUCCGCUGCAGCCGCGGUGCCUUCACCCUCCUGUGGCCUAGUCGCUGACCUGUCCCGCCACAGCGGCCUACCUUCACACCAGCCCAGUGCCGGAGCCCGGGCCGUGGGCAAUAAAGGGUUCUGAA